AUGCCACCAAAAGGCAAAGACAAGCAGGGCGGCGGCUCCAAGGUGUCCGUCGACAAAACCUUCGGCAUGAAGAACAAAAAGGGAGGCAAGGGACAAAAGACCGUCGCACUCAUCCAACAGCAACAGAAAGUCGCGGGCAAAUCCAAAGAGCAACUAGCCAAGGAAAAGCAAAAGGAGCAAGAGAAGAAGGCAGCGGCACAAGCACUGAAAGAGCGAGCAGCGGAUCCGAUGUUUUCGAUCGUGCAGCCCAAAGUGCCGUUCGGAGUGGAUCCGAAGACGGUGACGUGUGCGUUCUGGAAAGCGGGACGAUGCGACAAGGGCAACAAGUGCAAGUACGCGCACUCGAACGACGCCGGACGCAAGACGGAAAAGAAGGACCUCUACGUCGACAUGCGCGACGAAGACGAAGACAAGAAGCUCGACACAAUGGACAAAUGGGACGAUGCAAAGCUCAACUCGGUCAUCCUGUCGAAACACGGCAAUCCGAAAUCCACCACGGACAAGGUGUGCAAGUUCUUCCUGCAGGCCGUCGAAGACGGCAAGUACGGCUGGUUCUGGGAAUGCCCCAACGGCGGCGAAAAAUGCAUGUACCGUCACCGCCUCCCACCCGGCUUCAUCCUCAAAACCCAGAAGAAGGAGCUCGAAGCCCUCGAAAAGGCCAACGAGAUCUCACUCGAAGACUUCCUCGAAACAGAACGUCACAAGCUCGGCUCCAACCUCACCCCCGUGACCGCCGAAUCCUUCGCCAAAUGGAAAAAGGAGAGGAUGGACAAAAAACAAGCCGAGCAGGAGAUGCUCAAGAAGAAGAAGGAGGCGCAGGCGGCGGCCAACAAGAUGGCCGGGUUGAGCGGAAGGGAGAUGUUCAGCUUGAAUCCGGACAUGUUCGUCGAGGAUGCGGAUGACGAUGAUGACGAGGACGAGUUCGAUCUCAACCAGUACAUGAAGGAUUGGGAGCAGGGGAGGCAGGAGGAGGACGAGCAGAGGGGGAUCUCGGAGGACGAGGACGAAGCGGAGCCGCCGACGAAUGGGGUCGCCAAGUUGUCAGUCUAG
This is a messenger RNA of Pseudozyma hubeiensis SY62, 1050 nucleotides long. Its product is annotated as mRNA export protein. Gene Ontology annotation, biological process: cytoplasmic translation. NCBI's taxonomy places the organism in Eukaryota, Fungi, Basidiomycota, Ustilaginomycetes, Ustilaginales, Ustilaginaceae. Bases 1 to 1050 code for a protein of 349 amino acids. The transcript has a single exon. Gene Ontology annotation, cellular component: cytosol. Gene Ontology annotation, molecular function: mRNA binding; metal ion binding. The record is from RefSeq and is a predicted model, not a curated record.